Pestalotiopsis fici W106-1 is the source of this 1389-nucleotide messenger RNA. RefSeq lists its product as uncharacterized. Lineage: Eukaryota; Fungi; Ascomycota; Sordariomycetes; Amphisphaeriales; Sporocadaceae. The coding region runs from base 1 to 1389 and encodes 462 amino acids. The record is from RefSeq and is a predicted model, not a curated record. The transcript is spliced from 2 exons.
AUGCAUCUACCUUACCGGACACUGGAAACGGCCCGCUCGCAGAACAGCAAACUUAAUCUGCGAGAUGCGCAAGAAAACAGCGGCAACCCCUCAAAUGCAAUCAUCAUUGUUGCAUCUGUUUUCGGCGCAUUCGUCGUCUGCGGCGCCAUCGCCUGGGCCAUCUCCAAGAAUCGCCGGCAGAAGAAGAGAAAGGGAAAGAAGGGACACCGAUAUGUACAAGCGAACAACAAUGAUGAUGGACUAGAAGCCCCCAGCCGGCGUAAUGCUGGCGGUACAAGUAACAACUCAGCAAAUCGCAACGAAAACAUGACAUCCAACGUGCAACGAAAUGUAUCCAUACGAUCUAUCAUGACGCUUCCAGCCUAUUCACCUGGCGCCAGCGCAAAUGAGCAGGUGCUUGGCCGAGAGGGUGACCGAGACGGCGUCGAUAUUGUAGUGGAACAUCCUACCGAAGAGGAGCAUGAAGCUUUGCGCGAUGAAGAGAUGGAAACCAUGUAUCAGAUACGCGAGAGCAGGCGCCAACGGAUCGCCGCACAGGCCGAAACCAGACAAUUACGCGAUGAGGCCAGGCGACGGGGCGACCAUGUGGCCUUGAGAGAGUUGAGAGAGAUAUCAAGAGCUAGGGCCGCCAGUUCGUCCAACGCGAGCAAUGAGUUGCGCGAACACCAGGCUCAGAUCAAAGAACAACGUGCGCGAGCAGUAUCCAGUGUCAGUUACGAGGGUUUGGGCGUGGCGAGGCAUGAUGGUUCGAGACUUCGCGCCAACAGUCAGGAGAGCGACAGAGUCCAGCUUCUCUCGGAUGCCGCCAGUAUUUCCCUAUCGACUAGGUCGCCGUCGGCACUGUCGCAUCGGAGAGACCGGAGUGCUAGCUCAGUAUUGAGUUUCGACAGUUCGCGCGACCUCUCAUCUCCCGGGCUCCCGAGAUCCGGGGCAACUACUCCAAGGAGAUUGUCGACACAGCAUAACGGAGAUACUGCAGGCUCGAGUCCCGAAAUUAUCACAGAGGCUGACCUCGGCGAGAUUGGAUUACCUUUGCAUGAUCCUCCGACCUACGACGACGUAAGCCUCGACGAUACGCGCUCUGGAGCUACAACGCCCGUUCAUUUCAAUGAACCACCGCCCGAUUACUCUUCAGGUCCAUCGAAAGAGCGCGAUCGAAGGCUGAGCGCUCAAGUGGCGGACAUGUUCGACAACGUGGCCCCUGAUGGAGACCUGGGUGGCAGGUCUCGCUCAGACAGGCGUUCGCAAGACUCGUCUUCGGGAUCGCCGUCGAGGCCUGUACCGUUUCCGCGACUACCUAGUCUAAGCUUUGAUGAGAUUCCUCAAAUCAUAGUUGAGCCAUCAAGUGCCUACCCACGAGAUGAGUCGAGAGAGCGCGGCUUCCGGUAG